AUGGAUGCUUACACGUAUGUCGUCGUGAUCCUCUGCAUCGCCUUGUUUGCAAUCAAUUUAGUGUUUUCCUGUUUCACUUGCUGCUCCAUUCUUCAUAGCUUCUUCAUGACAGAGACAAACCAAGAUUUGAGUGACCUCAAGAAGAAUCUUAUCGUACCGGAAGAAGCUAAACCAGACGAGAAGGUUAUGAUCAUUACAAUCUUGAGUGACCAAGAAUUCUCCGACUCCAUUGAUGAUGAUGAUUGUUGCCAAGAUUGCUCUCAUGAUGAUAUUUGUGCUUGUUGA
Microthlaspi erraticum is the source of this 285-nucleotide messenger RNA. The record is from the annotation of a GenBank genome assembly. NCBI's taxonomy places the organism in Eukaryota, Viridiplantae, Streptophyta, Magnoliopsida, Brassicales, Brassicaceae.